GGGCGACGGCAGCCCUACGGGCUCGGGGCGCGGGGGAGCACGUGUCCCGCCCGCUGCGCCGAAGCCCCACUCGUGGACCGCGGCCGCACUGCACCAGCGGCCUGCCUUCCGCCCUCGUGCAAGCAACCGGGUGGCCGUGCGGCGCUCCCCCGCGCCAUGCCCCGUGCACAACAGCCCUGCGAGGCAGGCUGGGCCGAGUGUGAGUGGCUGGCCGGCCCUGCGCACCGGGCGAGCUCCGUGGCCAAGGGGGGCCGGCGGCAGGGGGGCUCUGCCAGUGCACUCACCACUAUGCCGGGCAGCCCCCCUGCUUUUGUGUAGGGACGUGGUUUGUCCCCUUCGGAGAAGAGGGGUGUUUUUGUGAAAUAUGAGGCCAGUGAGACUCGGUGCCCCCCCAGUCGCCCUCGGGGUCACAGGUCAGGGCGCUUUCCUGGCCUGGGCGCCGGCGGGGCAGGGGACCGGCCCUGCGGGGCAACAUGAAGCCUGGGAAGGGAGGGUGCUGCAGGCAGGGGGCACGCAGAUUACCCAGGCCACGGUGUGCCAGCCCCCGGAGGUGCGGGUAGCCUCCCCCGGGGGGCCCUCAAGCAGCGGGGGCAGAUCGGGGCUGCGUUUGAGCCAGCAAUGUGAGGCAGCUGCAGGAAAGGGCCAGCGCUGCUUCGGGCUGCGUGGAUGGAAGCCUCCCUUCCAGACCUUGGGAAUUGCUAGUUCCCUCGGCACUGGCUAGGCCUCGCCUGGAGCCCCGUGUCCGGUCUGGGCACCAUCGCUGGGGGAAGAUGCCGACCAGCUGGCCUGAGGAGGACGGCCGGGAUGACCCGGGACUGGAGGCAAAGCCCAAGAAGAGAGGUGGAAGCUGGGCGCGCUUGGCCUCGAGGAGAGGAGAGGACAGGAGACUGCGGGGGGGGGGGAGCCCCUGCGAGUGCUUGAAAGGCUGCCAAAAGAGGAAGUGCAGGAUCUUUUCUCGAUCAGGAGGCGGAAUAAAUGGCUGAACUUAUUCAGGAAGCCAGAAAAAUUUCCUGACUAUCAGAGCAGCACGACCGUGGAACCAAAGACCUGGGGAGGUGGGGGGCUCCCCCCCGCCCGCUGGCAGCCCUCUCAGAGGGAUGCGCUGAGCACUGGGCUGGGCCAGGGGCCCUCUGGCCGCUUCCAGCUCCCCUCCAUGAUUCUCAACUGCCUCGUUGCUCCCGACACUCGCCCCACGCUGGCUGGCUGGCUUUGGGCAGAAUGGGCUCUCCAGCCUCAUUUCCCCAUGUGCAAAAUGGGAACAUGAGUGAUUUCUUUCAGAGGGGGCUUGUUUUGAUGAGAUCCGACUUAGAAAGCAUCUGGAAAGAGAUGAGAUGGUGAUCCUAGUUAUGCGGACGAUGCUGCUUUUUCAGCCUGGGGCUGUGCAGGAGGUUUGCGGAUCGCCGAGGGGAGAACCGCAGCGCGGUGCACGGCGGCAGCCGCCUCUGCUGGCCGGUGUUCCCGGCUCCCAGCCGUGGCAGGUGUGGCGGGGCUUAGAGCAGGGGAAGCACCCGAGGGUGCGAUCACCUCCGAGGCCCACGGCCACCAGGGCGGCCUUGGUGUCCGUGGCUGGAGCGUGGGCGGGACGGACCAGGAGUGUCCCGCUGCGGCGUCCGCCCGGUGGCCGGGCACGGGGUGCUGCCUCCCGGGGUGAGUGCCAGGCGCGCCUGAGCCUGCCCUGCAGUGGCGGUGUCCGAGGGCGGACUGAGGCUGCUUUUCUGUCCGGCGUGUCCCGCACACAGGCCAUGCCUCCCAAGACAGAGCAGAUCUGCAGGACCGAGCGAGGAGACGCGCCGUGGGCCCUGGAUCUCCACCGGGACGGGGAGGGGGAAGCCCCGGGGAGCCGCAGUUCCGCCGGCGGGAGCGGGCAGGAGCCCGAGAUGGAGGGCGAGGCCGGGCGCUGUAGCACACCUGCGUCUCCCCCCUGGGGGGCCCCGGGCCCCGACUGCCACUACCUGGCCGUGUGCCCCAGCCGGUGUGAGGUGCAGCUGACCGACGUGAGGAGCCUGCCGUGGGGCCGCUCCGAGGGCGGCUGGGGGCUCCCGUGCUGCGACGGGCUGCUCAUCUGCGGGAAGUGCGGGAGGAGCUUUGCGGACCCGGGGGCCCUCCGGGACCACGGGGCGCUGCACGCGGAGGGGGCGGGCCCCUUCCCGUGCACACAGUGCGGGAAGGGCUUCCAGUACCGCGCCAACCUGCUCACGCACAAGAAGCGCCGGGGCAAGCGGCCGCACGCCUGCACCCAGUGCGGGGCCCCGUUCUGCCUCCGGGGGGACCUGCUGCGCCACCGGGCGGGCCACACGGCCGAGGGCCUCCCCCCCUGCGGCCCCUGCGGCCCGGCCUUCCGCCGCAACAGACGCCUGCCGGCGCAGGGGGCCGAGGGCGCCGCGGAGGCCCCGCGCCGGUGCGCCGACUGCGGCGAGGCCUUCGGCAGCGACUCGGAGCUGCUGCGGCACCAGCCCGCCCACGAGGGGGACCGGCCCUUCGCCUGCGCCCAGUGCGGGGAGAGCUUCAGCUGGAAGGAGAGCCUGCAGAUCCACCGGGGCCUGCACGCCCAGGAGGGGGGCUUCUCCUGCGACGCCUGCGGGAAGGCCUUCAGCCGCCGGGGCAACCUGCUCACGCACCAGCGGCUGCACAGCGGCGAGCUGCCCUUCUCCUGCGCCGACUGCGACCGCCGCUUCCCCAGCAAGGCCGGCCUCGUGGCCCACGGCCGGCUGCACCGCCGCGGCCGGCCCCUCUCCUGCCCGCACUGCGGGGGCGGCUUCCCCUCGGAGGAGGCGCUCCAGGAGCACCGGGCCUCCCACAGCGGCCCGGAGGAGGCGCCGGCCCAGGAGUGCGCGGAGCCGUAGCUGCAGCUGCUCCGGCGGUGGCCUCGCG
This is a messenger RNA of Varanus komodoensis (Komodo dragon), 2871 nucleotides long. RefSeq names its product gastrula zinc finger protein XlCGF52.1-like. Bases 1332 to 2843 code for a protein of 503 amino acids. The record is from RefSeq and is a predicted model, not a curated record. Gene Ontology annotation, biological process: negative regulation of transcription by RNA polymerase II. Lineage: Eukaryota; Metazoa; Chordata; Lepidosauria; Squamata; Varanidae. Gene Ontology annotation, molecular function: DNA-binding transcription repressor activity, RNA polymerase II-specific. The transcript is spliced from 2 exons.